Messenger RNA from Closterium sp. NIES-65, 1068 nucleotides. Lineage: Eukaryota; Viridiplantae; Streptophyta; Zygnematophyceae; Desmidiales; Closteriaceae. The record is from the annotation of a GenBank genome assembly.
AUGGCUCGCACCAUCGGGAUCGCCGCCGCUCGGCCGGUCGCGAUGCCGAGUUGCCGCUUCGUGUCCCUCGUGGCUUCCGCCGCGGCGCUUCUGCUCCUUGCAAACGACGCCCUGCCGACGCUCGCGGAUUCGACUCAGAUGGCGGCUGCGAGCCGUCGGGUCCUGAAAGCCGCCGCGCCCGUUGCAGGACCCGCGCCCGGAGCAGGGACCGGGGCACCUGCAGUCGGCGCGCCACUGCCGCCGCCGUUCGAUCAGUACUACGAGGACGACUACAUGCGUCACAAAAAAUGGGACGCACAAAAGCUGUCAACAAUUGGCCCCCGGCGCCUAUCCUGCGGCCCCGUUGCCUACCCCUGCGGCCCCGGCGCCACCCUUCCCGGCCCCGGCACCGCCCUUCCCGGCCCCGGCACCGCCCUUUCCGGCCCCGGCGCCGCCUCUACUGGCCCCGUCGCCUACCCCUGCGGCUCCGGCACCACCCUUCCCGGCCCCGACGCCGCCCUUCCCAGCCCCGGCGCGGCCUCUGCUGACCCUGUCGCCUACCCUGCGGCCCCGGCGCUACCCUUCCCUGCCAUGGCGUUGCCUCUACCGGCCCCGCCGCCGUUCCUACACGGCCCCGCCGUCACCAUUGAGCCACCUGAGCCGCCCGAGCCGCCGCGCCACCUGAGCCGCCCGAGCCGCCGUACCGCCGAGCCGCCGUACCGCCGAGCCGCCGAGCUGCCAGCGCCGCCGAGUCGCCGAGCCGCAGUUGCUGCCGAGCCGCCGAGCCGCCCGAGCCGCCCGAGCCGUCAAGCCGCCGAGCCGCCGAGCCGCCGAACCACCGAGCCACCCAAGCCGCCCUGUCCGGCCAUUGACUUUGACGUCUGGGUAGAUGACCUGCAGCUUUUCCUACAGUGUGAUAGGGCAGACGGUCUCUCCCUCUUUGACCUCACUUUUGGUGCCUCUCCUGCCCCUGCUGCUGAUGCUGACGCCACUGUUUGCUCACAGUGGGCCACACGCGAUGCUGCUGCACGUCUUGCUCUGUGUCGCCACCUGCCUACCUCUGAGCGUGCGCACUUUCCCUUCGCGUAG